GCUGAGGACCCCUGGGUCCCCACUCUCGGCUCCUUAGUGCCCUGUGUCCCAGCCCCAGCCCAGCAGACUCCCAGACCCCUUCUCCACAUGCAAGUGGAGAAACUGAGGCACAAAAUAAGCUCUCAAACACCUCUUGCUCCCUGAUUCUCAGAAUCGGUCUUUCUUGGGGUUGGAAGAAUGCUCACCUCUCAUUACCCCCAUUCCUCUCAAUCCUGUCGGGAGGCUUCGGGCUGAGUUGGGGAGGAGUGGCUGGACUGAGUCAGGCAGGAAGCUGAGGGGGGCGGGAGCUGGUGGCGCCCGGCCAUAUAAAAAGGGGAAGGAACCGGCCCUGGAGUUCACAACAGCACUGACAGCAACCAGAGAAGCAGGCUCCCAACAGCCCAGCCCUUCCAAUCUCGAUCUGCCCGCAGGGACCCACCUCCUGGGUGGCCGCCGACCGGUCCUUGCCCCGAGAUGGGGACCAUGCCCAGAGCAGCCUUGGUCUUGGCCUGUUUGGCUGUUGCUUCUGUAGCCUCCGAGGAAGCCUCCAAGGCUUCAGGGCAGAGGGAGCUGGGGCCAGAGUACCUUCAAGAAGUGGGCUAUGCCGCACCCCCAUCCCCACCCCGGACCCGAGCCCUCCCUGUGGAUCACCCUGACACCCCUCAGCAUGGCCCUCAAUUUGAGGCACAGAGUGAAGUGCAGCCCCCUCCCUCGCAGGAAGCCGGCCCUGUCCAGGAGGAAGAGCUGCCCCCUCCCCAACUCUCUGUGAAAAAGGAAGGGUCCCCCUCUGCUUCAGGAAGCCAUGCACAGGAUCACCUGCACCCCCCGGAAGCCAUCCCCCUCCAGAAAGGCAUACCCCUCCAGAAAGAGAUACCCCUUCAGAAAGAGAUACCCCUUCAGAAAGAGAUGCCCGCUUCCCAGCUCCCUAUCGAACAGAAGGAACUAGACUCCCCCUUGCCACUUCAGAAGGAGACCUUCCCACAUAAGCAGCAAGAGGCCCCUCAAUCCGAAGAAAAGCCAGCUUCCUCCACGCGCCACGUUUCCCCAGAGCCUGAGUCCUCGAAUUCGGCCCAGCAAUGCCCGCAGGGCCGACCCCGAGGGGGCUGGGGCCACCAUCUGGAUGGCUUCCCCCCUGGGCGGCCUUGCCCUGACAACCUGGACCAGAUCUGCCUUCCUACACGUCAGCACGUGGUGUACGGCCCUUGGAACCUGCCGCAGUCUGGCCACUCCCACCUUAGUCGCCAGGGUGACACCCUCAAUAUGCUGGAGACUGGAUAUUCCCGCUGCUGCCGCUGUCAGAGCUACAUGAACCGCUUGGACUGUGCGAAACUCGUGUGGGAAGAUGCAAUGACCCAGUUCUGUGAGGCCGAGUUCUCGGUUAAGACCCGACCCCACUGGUGCUGCAAACGGCAGGGGGAGGCUCGGUUGUCCUGCUUCCAGGAGGAAGCUCCCCGGCCACACUACAAGCCCCGGGCCUGCUCAGGCCCCCCGCCUGUGGUCUCCUCGGGCCCCGAGCUGCCCUUCCCCCCCGGGGAGCCCACACUGGACAAUAUCAAGAACAUCUGCCACCUGAGACGCUUCCGCUCAGUGCCCCGCAACCUCCCGGCUACUGACCCCAUCCAAAGGCAGCUGCAGGCUCUGACCCGGCUGGAGGGGGAGCUCCAGCGCUGCUGCCGGCUGGGGAGCAACCACACCUGUGCCUGGAAGGCUUGGGAGGAAACCCUCGACAGGUACUGUGACCAGGAGCAGGCCAUCAAGACCCAUCACCACUCAUGUUGCCACCACCCGCCCAGCCCUGCCCGCGAUGACUGCUUUGCCCGGCGGGCUCCCUUCCCCAACUAUGACCGGGACAUCUUGACCAUUGACCUCAGCCGAGUCACCCCCAACAUCAUGGGCUAUCUCUGUGGAAACCAAAGAGUUAUCACCAAACAUAAACAUAUCCCUGGGCUUAUCCGCAACAUCACUUCCCGCUGCUGUGACCUGCCAGCCCCAGAGCAGGCCUGCUGUGCCGAGGAAGAGAAAGCAGCCUUCAUCGAUGACCUCUGUGGUCCCCGACGUAACUUCUGGCGGGACUCUGCCUUCUGCUGUAAAUUGAAUCUUGGGGAUGAACAGACCAACUGCUUCAACAAUAAUUAUCUGAGGAAUGUGGCUCUAGUGGCUGGAGACUUUGGGGAAACCAAAGACCAGGGGGAGCAGAAGCCAACUCGGGGAACAAAUACCAGCCCCACCCCUGAGUCCAAGGAAGAGUGAGUCACCCCAGAGCCUUGGAGGAUCGGAUUGGGGGAACCCCACCCCACCCCACCCUCCUGGAACAUUCAUGACAGUAAACACCUCUGGGAUUUGGCAUGCUCGUUUUCUGUAACAUCUUACAAUGCAAACACGCCCUCCUAAACCUGCUGGGAUUUUCUUCAGCGAGCGGCCCCUGAGGCCCACUGCCCUGCACCCACUGACUGAGCAGAAAUGUUCCACAGGCUGUGAUGGAACCAUAACUAAAUGGCUUAACUUCA
Molecule: messenger RNA, 2486 nt
Organism: Pteropus alecto (black flying fox)
Lineage: Eukaryota; Metazoa; Chordata; Mammalia; Chiroptera; Pteropodidae
Gene: ECM1
Product: extracellular matrix protein 1
Exons: 12
Coding region: 454-2229 (591 amino acids)
Biological process (GO): regulation of bone mineralization; signal transduction
Cellular component (GO): extracellular region
Source: RefSeq, a predicted model, not a curated record